AUGUUGAUCUAUUCAAUAUUACGUGCAACCUGUGCAGCAACUACGAUUAUUGCUGGGGAAACGGAAUACAAUAUCAGGAAACUUACUACUGAUGAUGUGAAGAAACCUGAAUUCAUUUGCUUAUUUGGUGAACUUACAACCACUGAUGAAACAACUGAAGAAGUGAUUGUGAAAACAUUUGAAAGAAAAGAGGCAUCAGGAUUGCACCAUCAACUUGGGUUGUUUACGUCUGAUGGAACUGUUGUUGGGACACUUACGGUGCUUCUAGAUCCAAAGUAUGCUAAAAACGGCAGGCCUGCUGCAUUUAUUGAGGAUGUAAUUGUUGCGGAAAAACACCGUGGGAAGGAACUUGCUACUUACUUGAUGAAAGAAGCUGAAGAUAUUUCAACAAAGAAUGGUGCCUACAAAAUGAUUCUAAGCUGCAAUGAAGCGCUCAGUACCAAAGAAACAUCACCUUAUCUUAAAUCAGGAUUCACGAAAGAUUGUUGCACAAUGAGAAAGAAUCUGAAGAAAGAAGAGAAGGCUGAAGAAGAGGCAGCUAAAAUGGAAGUUUCCGAUUAA
Molecule: messenger RNA, 561 nt
Organism: Enterospora canceri
Lineage: Eukaryota; Fungi; Microsporidia; Enterocytozoonidae
Source: the annotation of a GenBank genome assembly